This is a messenger RNA of Mercurialis annua (annual mercury), 595 nucleotides long. RefSeq lists its product as uncharacterized. The record is from RefSeq and is a predicted model, not a curated record. The transcript is spliced from 2 exons. NCBI's taxonomy places the organism in Eukaryota, Viridiplantae, Streptophyta, Magnoliopsida, Malpighiales, Euphorbiaceae. Bases 1 to 588 code for a protein of 195 amino acids.
AUGAACUUGGAAUUAUCAUUAUCUUGUUGUUUUCUUAGUACUUGCCAAUUCUUGCAUUGUUUUAUAGGAUUCUUUCACAAGAAACAACAUUUUAUAAGGUGUAAAUCAACACUUGAAGGAGCACAAGCUAAAUGGCACGGAUCGGUCGGAGGUAUAGUCGAUGCACCAAUCAACAAAGUGUGGAGCGUAGUAUCCGUAACCAAAAGAUUAUCAGAAUGGAUGCCAAUGGUCGAAAACUGCACGGAUCUAGCCGGAGACGAAGGAAAUCCAGGGUACGUCCGAUUGGUCUCGGGAUUCAUGUUCCCUCAAAUAAAUGGUGAAAGGUCAUGGAUUAAAGAAAAGUUGAUAUCUAUAGAUAGAAAUGAACAUAGCUAUGUUUAUAAGAUGGAGGCAAGUAAUGUAGGGUUAGAUGGUUCUAUAAAUACUUUGAAACUUGUGGAUUAUGGUGAUGAUUCUACAUUAGUAAAUUGGUCAUUUGAGAUAGAUUCUUUGGAUGGUGUUUCUGAAGAUAAGAUCAUGGAUUAUCUUGGAUUUCUUUAUAAAUCUUGUAUUAACAGGAUUAAGGGUGCCUUGGAAAUUACCAUCUAAAAAAAUA